GCAGGUCACUCGAAAGGAACAGCAAUGGUGACAGCAAGUUUUCCUGCGAGGGAGGCUUUUAAACGAUAGUCGACGGGCUUCAUUGGCACCGUGACUUACCUCUGCUCUUUCAACCGCCGACAUCGCUUUCGCCAUGCCAGACACUCCUCGCGACCGCAACACGGAUCCCGCGGACAAGGAGAUCGCUAAUCUCUACAUGUCCUGGCUGAUCAAGACGCACACCGCGGACAUCCUCGAAGACCUCGAGCAGCUCACCGACGUCGCGCUCACCGGCCAGGUCGACUUCGCGCGCAUCGCGUCUGUCCUUGUAACGAUUGACGCCCUGAACUUGACGGUGCCCGGCAAGCCGCACCUGCUGCUGGCGCCGUUGUUCGCGCCGCUGCAACUGCGGUACUCGCAACUCCUGACGAGGACGCGCCAGAUCGCUGCGCGGGAGGUCGCCUAUGCCGAGCGCUAUGUCCACGUCGUGCUGCCCAUCUUGAGGGAUGCGAGUUAUUCGAAUGAGGAGAAAAAGGAGGUUGUGCAAAGCCUGGUUACGUUCCUGGAAACCGUCCAGCGCGAAUCGGACGAGCUGCACGACGAGUUCGACACCCUCCGCCGCCAACUCCUCGAUUUCGCCGACUUGCUCAAGAAGUUCGCCCUCGAAGUCGGCGUCGAGCUCGGUCUCAAGCUUCGCGAGGUGCAGGCGGAGAUUGAUAGGGUGCUGCGCGAGAUGGAGAAGAUGCAACGUCAGCUCAAGGACGACAAGCCGUCGUUCGAAAACACCAGCAAGACGCUGCUCACGAUGAGCGCGAUGGCGCCGGCCAUGGCGGGAGCGGCCGGGUACGAGUUCGCGGUCAUCGCCGCCGGGAAGACGCUCGCUGGGACGGCUACCGCGGUUGGCUCGGCGGGUUGUGUGGGCGCGUUGAGUGCUGCUCUGCCCGUCGCAAUGGUGGUCCUGGCCGGAUGGGGCAUUUGGGCCGCGAUCAAGAGCGCGCAGGUCGUCGCGGAUCUGGCUCGUAUAUCGGCACUUACUGCCGAGUUGGUCGUACAUCAGCUCCGUUUGGCCGAGUUGCUGCGUCAGAGCGCCACGCUUGGUGCCGUCGAGGCGCUCGCGCACAAUGCUAUCUUGUCGGUCGUCACAGCUUCUACUAAGGUUGGCAAUCUAGUCAAAGUUUGGAGCAUGGUCUCGCAAGACGCCAAAGCCAUGCUCGAACUUCUCGAUAGCGGGGCCUCAACCGAAGAGAUUUUCAACAACGCUCUCCUCGCCGAGUCUUGGUACGGACUGCUCGUCUCUCUCUUACGCAACUUGUCCAGCAAGCUGCUGCCUCGCGCCGAGACGCCGACGCGUGCACCCAUUCCGAGCCUGCAGCGCCUGCUGGAGCAUUUCUCGUGCCAGGGCGGAACAUCUCAUUUUUUGCCUCAAUCUCGUCCGAUGCCUCCCUUGGCUUCGACGGUGCCAUCCCACGAGCUCACGAUCGGCGACUUUGUUCGCGAAUUUGACGAUUAUCUUGACGGCUCGACAACGAUCAACGACGAAGAUCUGACGGAAGACCAGCGAGCUCUGGCGGAAAUUUUGACUGGCAUGCGCCACCCUCAACCAUUCCUCUUCGAUGCCGCUUCCGGGGCCGCUCUGGGUGAUGUCGGCGUCGCGACUCUCACGUACGGCAGGAUCGCCAGCAGCAUCGGCCGAUUCGCCAAAGCGGGCGUCCUCCGUGCUGGCAUGCUCCGCUCUGGCAACAUCAGCGCCUUCUUCGGCCCGCGGCUGACCCGCCUGACGGGCAACGCCGACGUCCGGAGGGAGCUGUUCAAGGAGAUCCUGGAAGCCGCUCGGGACGUGCCCAAACUGCCACCCAACCCGGACCACAAUGCACCCGCGACGCACGAGAACAUCGUGUGGCUGCUCAUGUGGCGCCAUCGGCUGUUUGAGUGGAUUGUGAGGGAGGGUCUGUACGCGCCGUGGCGCGUUUGGUAUCAUCCUCUGUGGUCCAACCCGGUGUUGUUCGAGCAUAUGCAGGAUCUGCUCGGGCAGGCCGCUGAUAGUAUACACCGGGCGUUCGAGGAGUGGUGCGCCAAGCGGAGACACAAGGACGGAGAGGACGAAGAUAAUAAGGACGGGAGCAGCGAUGAUCACAAUACUCAUUUAUUUUUUGUGGCGACCCCGCCUGCCGUCGCCCCCAAGACCGAUGGUACAGCUAUCUUCAAUGUCGACGACGCCGAAAGUGACCUUCUAGAUGACGAUCAUGUCAGCAAGCUCGCAAACAACGCUGAUUCGCUCGAUGUCGGCUCACCGGCGACUCUCAACAAGUGGCAAGAACCGUUCAAAGUCGAGCUAGCCAAGUGGCUGUCGCAGAAACUCGCAGCUGUGGUAUCAACCUGGCUUACGGACGGCGACGAGGCGCACUUCUGGCAAGACUUCGGCCGAGCCGUUUACGAGGAUAAGUUCGAGCUCAUCGAUCAGAUUUACCGCCUCAACCUGCUGCAAUUGGGCCUGUUGACCGCCGAUACCAGGUUGUCUCUCGAUGGGAACCUGUUCUAUGAAUUGGUCAGGCGCAUGGACAGCAUCUACGCGCAGGCUGUGCAGCAAGGAUACGACCAUCGUAUCGCAUCUGCGGCGCUUUACUUCUAUGCUGCGCGCUGCCCGACUUACGGCCGUCUUGUCCUGGCCCUGGCUCUGCAGAACGCGCUCGUCAAAGUAUAUGGGAAUAAGCGCACUUGAGUGGUCAUUGCCCAUCAUGUAAUCAAAAGGAAAGAGGCUUCACUUUAGUACGCUGUAUCGUGUUUACGAACUGUAUAAUGGUAUGUUCAGCCUAAAUAUUCGCGUGUUCUGGAG
Schizophyllum commune H4-8 is the source of this 2812-nucleotide messenger RNA. RefSeq lists its product as uncharacterized. Lineage: Eukaryota; Fungi; Basidiomycota; Agaricomycetes; Agaricales; Schizophyllaceae. Bases 134 to 2698 code for a protein of 854 amino acids. The record is from RefSeq and is a predicted model, not a curated record. The transcript is spliced from 14 exons.